UUUAAAACACUUUUGAGCCAAAUUGAGGCGUACACCAAAUAUAUAUCAAAAUGUAAGAAGAUACCCAAACAACUUUUGUCAAGAUGUAACCCCAAGUGUACAGUCGAUUAUGAGUACCCAUCCAAUGACCCGAGUUCAGAUAUGUCAACUUCGGAUGAUAAUCAAAAUCUGACUAGUAACGGUGAAAGUGUAGACAUCGUUGAUGUGAGUGAUGUUUUUCAUAGAAAAAAUCAAUUUUGGGGGCCUGGUCACUUUUGGAUAGACUAUAAAGAUAACCUGGAGCAAAAUAAACUCUCGUUUUUUCUAGGGGCAAUCACAAAUGUUAAAACUAUGACACAACACAUAAUACAAUAUAACAAUAACAAUAAUAAGCAAAUUAUCCAAAAAUUCGAACAGUUGUUCAAAGAUAUAGGACUGAAAAACCUUUUAACAAUGUACAAAAUUACCGCCCCCAAUAAUACUGAUGAAACAGAUGAAACAAACAACUCAACAGACUUACUCAACGACAAUCAUGCAAGGAGUAUAAACAAUACCCAAACGAGUAAUGAAACAACAUAUAGUGAUACUAGCACAAAUAACACAGAAACACAUGAUUAUACAUAUGACUAUAAUAAGUUGUUGAUUGAAGUAUUAAAAUUGGAAAAGAAAAUAAACCUACUUUUGUUACAAAAGAACGUUAGAUCCAUAUUGAGCCUUACUAAACUAAUAAACCCAUUGUAUAAACGGAACAAUGGUCCCUUUCGCGGCUCAUUUAGUGAAGGCCACUCGAGCACAUCUUCACAUACAACCCGAACGGAAUCCCUAAGUAGCACUGGUAACACAGUCAACAAGAAGUACUUUUUAGAACAUAUUAAAAUAAAUAACCAGUUCUAUAAAGACCACUCCAAGAUGAAAAGAAAAUUAAUAAUUCUAUCAAAUAAGUAUGUAAACAAGUAUAUAGAGUCCGAACCAGAACCGAGUGAGCCUAACGCACUGGAAGCUAGCAGUGUAGAUGGUAUUGAGGACAGAACAAAAGACUCUUUGGGGGAAGAACCCAAUAAAAAAGAGGAGCUUUUACCGCAAGUGGAAACUGUAGAGUAUAUUAUAAGGGAGAACAUAUUUAAUAAUAUCCCAAACGCACUAAUUGGAAAGUUGAGAAACUAUCAACUAUACGGCCUGGACUGGCUGGUAUCUCUGUACAAUAAUAAACUAAACGGCAUCUUGGCAGAUGAAAUGGGACUAGGGAAAACAAUACAAACCAUUGCAUUACUAAUAUACCUUAAAGAAAAUAAGGGAAUAAGCGGUAAUCACAUAGUAAUAGCUCCAUUGUCGACACUGCAUAGUAACUGGAAAACGGAGUUCGAGUUGUGGUAUCCAUCAUUUAAAUUAUGCGUUUACGAAGGAUCCAAAGAGUUCCGUAAAAAUUUGAGAAUGAAAUGGUACAGCGGAAACAAGUUGAAUUUCGAUGUACUGUUGACCAGUGAAACGUUUGUGCUGAGAGAUAAGAAUUUUUUGAAGAAAAUAUGCUGGGAAUACUUGAUUAUAGACGAGGUCCACAAAUUCAAGAGUGAAAAUUCAAAGUUAUUUAAAAUAUUAAAUAACCUCUUCAUAUCAAAACGCAGAUUGUUGUUGACCGGAACACUGUUACAGAACAAUAUAAAUGAAGUGAGGUUGUUGUUGAAUUUUGUAAAGCCUCAGUUGUCUAUUAACAAUAGUAUGAUGAUCAAUCAAGACUAUUUCAACAAGUUGCUAAAACCGUACGUUUUGAAGAGGAUGAAGAAUGAUGUGUUGGACGAACUGCCAAGCAGUUAUGAGUACAUAAUAAGCUGCCCAAUGAGUGGAAUACAAACAAGAUUAUAUGAGUUCUUCCACAUGAAAGAUACACAAAACAAGUUCUUACAGCUAAGGAAAAUCUGUAAUCACCCCUUUCUGUACAUCAACAGCAACUUUAUUCCCUGCAAUGAUUUGAUAAUUAAUAGUAGUGGAAAGAUGUGUAUACUGGACAUGAUACUGUCUCGUCUGUAUUACGUAAACCACCGAGUGUUGAUUUUUAGCCAAAUGACUUCACUUUUAGACAUUUUAGAAGUAUAUUUGAAUUAUAGAGGUUAUAAAUAUUUGAGAUUGGAUGGAAAUUUGAGUAGUGAAAAGAGACUAGAGAGAAUAAAUCUGUUUAAUGAACCAGACAGCCAGUACUUCGUGUUCAUACUGUCAACUAAAGCUGGGUCACUAGGGAUUAAUUUGCAGAGUGCAGAUACAGUGAUAAUAUAUGACUCUGAUUGGAACCCACAAAACGACCUUCAAGCACAAUCAAGAGUACAUAGGAUAGGACAAAAAAAUCAAGUUAUCACGUUGAGACUAAUUACGCCAAACACAAUUGAAGAUAACAUAUAUAGAUUUAAGUAUAACAUUAAUUCAAGAAAUAGUUCCACUAAAGAUGAAAGCAGUUAUGGACAAAAUAGUUAUCCACAAAAUAAUUAUGCACAGAAUAAUUAUGCACAAAAUAAUUAUUCACAAAAUAAUGAUUUACAAAGUAAUUAUUCCCAAAAUAAUGAUUUACAAAGUAAUGAACCCAGUGAAACAGUUGAAGGAUCCGAGAAACCUGGUAAACUGCUGGAAAAUGAUCAUGAUAUGGUAAAUAACGAAGAGUACAAGGAGAAAAGUGAUGAUGUGGAUCAUAACGAUCACAUAAUAGACACUGUUCCACUCUUAAAUAAUGUAUUGAAGCGUAACGAAAGUGAUUCUAAAGUGUUUGAUUUAGUAAGUUAUAGAAAUUUCAUCAUGAACCCACUGGCGCUAAUUAAGCAGAGAGUGCUUCCGCCAUUUCUGUUUAAGUCAAUAACGUCAAAUAAAAAAUUACACAUCUCAGAGGAAGAAAAGAAAAAAUUGUCGAUAGAAAAUGAGAUUUGGCUUAAUAUAUACAAUGAUUAUAAUGUGUAUAGCGGAGAAGUGACGGCACAGUGCUCUAGAAGUUAUAUUAACACAAUUAAUAAUGAAGUUAACAUUAACCAUAUUAUCACGAAUCUGAACAUUAAUUACCCAGUUGAGUGUCUGAAGAAUAUAACUGGUGAAGAUUCAGUGGAAGAUUAUACGCAGAUAGGUAAGAAAAAGAGUAGUGAUGUGGAAGUAUUUGUCGAUAAGGAAAUGUUGAAGUUAGUAGUGAAGGAUAACGAAAAGAAGUUUAGUAUACUAAACAGAGUAAUAUUUGAGAUAGUUGAAGGAGUGAUAGAAGGAAAAAAUUAUGUCGAAUUCAAUGAGUUGCCAAACAAGCAGUAUUUGUCAGAUUAUUACGAAAAAAUACAAAAUCCGAUAUGCCUAUUGGAUAUAAUGAACAAAAGUAAGGAAAGUAGGUACACAUCUGUGUUUCACCUGAAGGAGUCAUUGGAAGUAAUCUGCAAUAACGCGAGAACCUAUAACGGAGUGGAUUCAUACCUGUUUUACAAGUCACUGAACCUGUAUAACUACGUAUCGAGCCACGUAACCUUUGGAUUCGUAGUAGAACUCAUAAGCAUAUACAAUGUAGAAAAGGGAAAAACAUUAAAAAGUUUACUUGCGGAAUAUAUUUAACAGUACUAAUAAUAUUAAUAGAAUCACUU
This is a messenger RNA of Theileria parva strain Muguga, 3572 nucleotides long. It is a transcript of the gene Smarca2, whose product is annotated as SNF2 family protein. The record is from RefSeq and is a predicted model, not a curated record. Gene Ontology annotation, molecular function: ATP-dependent chromatin remodeler activity; ATP binding; DNA binding. Gene Ontology annotation, cellular component: nucleus. NCBI's taxonomy places the organism in Eukaryota, Apicomplexa, Aconoidasida, Piroplasmida, Theileriidae. The coding region runs from base 142 to 3543 and encodes 1133 amino acids. The transcript has 9 exons.